Clonostachys rhizophaga is the source of this 3657-nucleotide messenger RNA. The record is from the annotation of a GenBank genome assembly. NCBI's taxonomy places the organism in Eukaryota, Fungi, Ascomycota, Sordariomycetes, Hypocreales, Bionectriaceae.
AUGGCUCGGCCAAGAGACUCGCGCUCACCAAGUCCUGCAGGCAGCCACCAUAGCUCUCGUCGCCACCGCAAGGAUGACGACCGACGAGAUAGGGACCCCCGCGACGACCGCCGUCGAUCACGGUCGCGCAGCCCUGAUGUGAGAAGCCGCAACUAUAGGAGCCCCCAAGGUCUUUAUUCUGACAGCAUCCUCAUUCAACAGCAUCGAUAUCGUGAACGCGAACGCGACAGAGACAGGGACAGAAACAGAGGUCAUGGCGGCCGGGAUCGGGAACGAGACCGGCGACGAGAUCGGUCAUUAGACCGCAGGGACGAUGCUUACUACCGUGGCGACAGACGCGACUAUCGCGAUAGGGACCGUCGCAGAUCUCGAGAUCGAUAUGACGAUAGAAUCCGAUCUCCUGACCGACGACGCCAACGCAGCCGCGAUGAUGACAGAGGCUAUCGAAGAAGGGACGAUUCCCGAGACAGGGCAAACACGCGCCGUGACGACGGUCCCGAUUCCCAUAACCGCAGCCGACGAGACAACGGUGCAAGAUCACCUGUGAGAGAUAGUGCCAAAGCAAGCAACAAUGAGAAACCGAAACCCGAGGUGAAGUCCGAGGCUGACAAGAAGGCUGAACGACUGGCCAAGCUUGAAGCAUGGAAGAAGAAAAAGGAGAGUGUAUCACAAAAGCAAAAAGAGGUUAACCCCCACCAGACUCGAAAUUUAUUAGCUGAGAUGGACAAGAAGGUGACAGGCGACUCGUCUGCACCUGCGUCUGGAGGCGCAUCUCCCUUGACCAGGACUGAAUCGGGCAAUGCAUCCCCUUCUGCUAACAGUCCUACUGUUCAAUACCCGGGAAAGUUCGACCCCAAGGCGAUUGCGAAGAAGUCGGCUGCACGCUCUCUUGAUGCAUCUCAAUCUGUUCUAGGAUCUGUCAAUGUGCAGACAAAACCACCGGGAGGGCCCCUGAACAAGUCCACCACUGCUUCUGCACUACCUGCGAAUCGCGCCAAGACAAGUGGUUUUGGUUUUGGGAAGUCGCACAACGACGACAAGCUCACCACAAAGCGAAAGCUAGAUCUGGACGAAGAAGUGACAACGAAGCGAAUAUUGACCAAGCUACCCACGCUACCCAUUGAGGCCGAUGAUACGCCGUACGCAGACCAAGAUGAUGAUGAUGAGUCCGACGGCGACAUUUUUGCAGAGAAUGAGGAAGAAGCCGCCGCCGCUGCCCGGGCAGCCCAUGAAAGAAGAUUGCAAGCCGAGAAUCACACCGACAAACCCGAAGCUGAUAAAAUGGACACCGACGAGGGACCUGACACUUCAGUUAAAGAUGCCCCAGAUACCAACGGCGAUGCCAGUGACACCCUUCCCCUGCAGGAGAAUGUUAACCAGCAAAUGGACGUUGAUGAAGAGGAAGAGGUGGAUCCUCUAGACGCUUUCAUGGCCGACCUGCAGGAGACGCCUGUCAAGCCAGUCCUCAAAUCAUCCAAGAAUAAGUUACAAGAGCCCGAGGCCUACUUUAGUGAGGACGAGUUUGGUGUUGAUCCAGAUGAGAGUCGCGAUGCCAAUGCCUUACUUUCCAUAACACAGAAACGAAAGAAGAAAGACAUUCCCUCUGUGGAUUACACCAAACUCGAGAUCGAGCCUAUCCGAAAAGAUUUUUGGGUUGAGCCUGCGGAGCUUAGUCUGCUAUCAGAAGCCGAGGUAGCUGAGUUGCGACUCGAAUUGGACGGUAUUAAGGUGAACGGGAAGAACGUCCCGAAACCCGUUCAGAAAUGGGCGCAAUGUGGUUUAACAAGCCAAACAUUGGAUGUAAUCGCCAAUUUGGGUUACGAGAAGCCCACUUCAAUUCAAAUGCAGGCUAUUCCGGCGCUGAUGUCCGGUCGCGACGUUAUUGGCGUUGCAAAGACUGGUUCUGGAAAGACAGUUGCCUUCCUGCUUCCCAUGUUCCGGCACAUCAAAGACCAGCCGCCUCUCAAAGAAAAUGAUGGGCCGAUUUCUCUUAUCAUGACACCGACCAGAGAACUAGCGACGCAGAUCCACAGAGACUGCAAACCUUUCCUUAAGUCGAUGGGCUUGAGGUCUGUGUGUGCGUAUGGAGGUGCGCCCAUCCGCGAUCAAAUAGCCGAACUCAAGCGUGGAGCAGAGAUCAUUGUCUGCACCCCUGGAAGAAUGAUUGAUCUUCUAGCAGCAAAUCAAGGCCGUGUCACCAAUCUCAGGCGGGUCACAUACGUCGUUCUAGAUGAAGCUGACCGUAUGUUUGACAUGGGUUUUGAGCCUCAAGUAAUGAAGAUUUUUGCCAAUAUGCGACCCGACAGACAAACCAUUUUAUUCUCGGCCACUAUGCCCCGCAUUAUUGACUCAUUAACUAAAAAGGUACUCAAGAGUCCUGUUGAGAUCACUGUGGGCGGUCGUAGCGUCGUUGCCAAAGAAAUCGAGCAAAUUGUGGAAGUUCGCGAGGAGGCGAGCAAAUUUGUGCGUACGCUCGAGCUCCUAGGCGAGUUGUAUGAUCGAGAUGAGGAUGCCAGAACCCUGAUCUUCGUCGAGCGUCAGGAGAAGGCCGACGAUUUACUUAAAGAAUUGUUGACCAAGGGCUACCCUUGCAUGUCUAUUCACGGUGGUAAGGAUCAAGUGGACCGUGAUUCCACCAUCUCGGACUUCAAGAAAGGCGUGGUUCCGAUUUUGAUUGCCACGUCCGUCGCAGCAAGAGGCCUGGAUGUCAAGCAGCUGAAGCUUGUUAUCAACUACGACGCCCCGAAUCACCUGGAAGAUUAUGUCCACAGAGCAGGACGAACUGGUCGAGCAGGUAAUACAGGUGUUGCUGUCACCUUUGUCACCCCCACCCAGGAGAACUGCGCGCCGGGUAUUGCUAAAGCGCUCGAACAGAGUGGACAGCCGGUUCCCGAAGAUCUCGCCGAGAUGAGGAAAUCCCAUCGCGAGAAGGUAAAGUUGGGCAAAGCGAAGGAUACCUCUGGCUUUGGCGGCAAGGGUCUUGAUCGGCUCGACCAGGAGAGAGAAGCAGCACGCCUUCGAGAGCGCAAGACCCACAAGGCCGAAGGCGAAGAGGAAGAUGUUAAGGAGGACAAGAAGGACAAGGACAAGGACGACGAUAAAAAGGUUGAGAAGGCUCUCGACGCCAUCAGGGCUGCUGCCUCGACCAUUCACUCCCGCGAGACGUCAAAGACUGAAGGGGGGGAUCCAAAAACUGGUCAAGUCUCAGCUGCCCCAACCGCAGAGAAGGGCAAGGAUGCUCUGGACAAGGUCAGCUCUGCCGUUAGUGCCAUCAACAGCCGUCUCGGCAAGGCGGGUCAGCUUCGGGCUGGCCAACCCAUCGAUAACAAAGGGCCUGAUGCCGGUGCUUUCCAUGCCACGCUGGAGAUCAACGACUUCCCCCAGAAGGCCAGAUGGGCAGUCACCAACCGGACGAACGUCUCCAAAAUCCUGGAUGCCACUGGGACAUCCAUCACUACCAAGGGCAAUUUCUAUCCGCCAGGCAAGGAAGUCCCCUCGGGAGCCGAACCCAAGCUGUACAUUCUUAUUGAGGGUGAUACAGAGGUUGUGGUGAGCUCGGCCCUAACGGAGUUGACAAGAUUAUUGAGAGAAGGUACGAUUGCGGCCGCAGAUGCGGACAACAGGGCACCUGGCAGUGGACGUUAUACAGUCACAUAA